UUUUCGUAAUACGAAAUAUUCGAAAAUUUAUGAAAGUUCGAAUUUUUAAAAAUGAAGUCUUUAAUGCUAGGAUUGGUGAUCAUUUUUCAAUUUUCUAAAACGGCACAAACUAUUUUCGAGCAUCCCAAAAUAGAUUUUACGCCGAAUUAUGACUUUAUAGAUAUAAAAAUAAACAAAGAGAAAAAUGAAACGGAAGAUCUUCGAUGGAGAAAUUUAGCAUUUGUAGAAUUCGAUAGCCAAGGAAGGAAUUUCCAGAUUUUAUUAGAAGAAGAUAACUCGAUAAUAUCUCCUAGCGCUAGAAUUUACCUUCGUGGUAAGAAAACUCACAUAGUGAAUUUGAAACAUUUAUCCGGAUCUGCUUUAUAUCGAGGAAUCGUUAAAGAUGAACUUUCUAUGGUUAACGGAUUUUUCCAUAAAAAUCAAUUUGUUGGAAGAAUAGUUUUAAAGGAAGACGUUUAUUAUCUAGAAAUGGCUUCCACCCAUCUGAAAGACGAUAGAUAUAAGGAGAAGAUUGUCAUAUACAAGGAGAAGAAUCUGUUAUCAGCAGCACUUCAUUUAGAAAAUAAUGAAGAAAAUGGAAAUGAAAUAAGUGAAGAUUUCGGUACUUCUGAUGGAAUUCUGAAUUCGUUUCGUUUCAAUAGGAGUUUUAAUGUCGCAAGGAAAAAUUCAAGACCCAAAAAGAAAAAAUUAAAUUGCGAAAUAGAACUGAUAGCAGACGAUUCUUUUGUGAAAUUCCUGAAAGGAGAUAGAGCAAACAUUGUAGCCGAAAUGCUUUAUCACGUAAAAGUUGCCGACGAAAUCUUUGGAAAAACGAAUUUCGACGAUGAUUCAAUUGCCGAAAAAAUCGGAUUUCGUGUAGAAAAAAUAACCAUUUUGGAAAAUAAAAACGAGUUAAAUUUUCCUUUCAACUCUGGUUUGGAUCCGGCCGAGUAUUUGAAUGAAUUCUCCAGAAAAGUCAAACAGAAUUGGUGCUUGGUAAUAAUCUUCUCUCACAAAGACUUUAAACAGUUAUGUGCACCAUCUUUCUAUGGAGGAUUUUGCGAAAACUCUAAUAAUACAGGGAAGUAUAGCAAAAACAUAGUGUUUGUCACUAAUAAAAUGAAGGAUGUGAUUUCCAGAGCUAUGUUUAGUACAAUGUUAAUUCACGGAAUAGGACACGCUUUCGGAUCGGAUCAUGACAACCAAAGUGAUUGGCGAUGCCUUCCCGGCAAUGAGUCCGAAUUAGAAAAUUACUUAAUGCAUCCGCUGAUGGGAAAUGCUGCGAAAGUUAACUGGAAAUUUUCUCCUUGCAGCAAAUCUGCUAUUCAACUUGCUAUUAAAAAGAAACAAGAACAGUUUUCGUCGUGCCUAAAGAUGAAAUCGCAGUCGAAGUGUGGCAAUGCAGUUACGGAAGCAGGAGAAGAAUGCGAUUGCGGUCCAAUAGAGUCUUGCAAAAAAUUGGAUCCUUGCUGCAACCCUCCCGGUACUGUUAACGAAUGCACCCUCAGAGUACAAUCGCCCAUGUUUUGCAGCCCUAAAGAGGGACCUUGCUGCGACAAAAAUUGUCGAAUCGUUUCAAAGGCAGAAGGUCGAGAAUGUUCCGUAAAUCUUAUUUGCAGAGAGAAAAACGGAAUCUGUGAUGGAAUUUCUCCAUUUUGUCCUGAAGUUCUUUUACCAGAUGGCACUCCGUGUCUAGAAUUUUCUCAUUGUCGUUUAGGAUUCUGUAUCGAUGACAUUUGCGAAGACAAUGACUUGGAGUCUUGCGAAUGUUCUAGCCUCAACGAAUGUCACGUGUGUUGUUUGGAUGACAGCGAAAGAUGCCUACCUUCUUCAGAAUUUAACUUAUCUCUACCCACUGAAUUAUUCACAAAAAUUCCUGGAACCAAAUGUGGCAACAAUACAGGGAAAUGUCUAAAGGACGGAAUUUGUAGCUUAGCGGUUAAGAAGAAAUUACGCAGGACUUGGUGGUCUACUAAUUGGCCAAUUUUGGCAGGCGUUUCUUUUACUUUAUUCUUUGCUACUUUUCUGUAUGUAUAUUAUAAAGAAAAUCUUGCAACUGUCUGGAACUUCUGCCAUGUGUCUGAACGUCAGACAUAAUCACAUAUUUAAAGCAAUCACAAAAAUUUGUAAAAACGAUUAAUUAUAUAAUAAAUAUCUCUGUUCAAAAUU
Messenger RNA from Centruroides sculpturatus (bark scorpion), 2148 nucleotides. Its product is annotated as disintegrin and metalloproteinase domain-containing protein 10-like. Lineage: Eukaryota; Metazoa; Arthropoda; Arachnida; Scorpiones; Buthidae. Gene Ontology annotation, cellular component: plasma membrane. Gene Ontology annotation, biological process: membrane protein ectodomain proteolysis; Notch signaling pathway. The coding region runs from base 52 to 2076 and encodes 674 amino acids. The record is from RefSeq and is a predicted model, not a curated record. The transcript is spliced from 5 exons. Gene Ontology annotation, molecular function: metalloendopeptidase activity.